Molecule: messenger RNA, 3107 nt
Organism: Trematomus bernacchii (emerald rockcod)
Lineage: Eukaryota; Metazoa; Chordata; Actinopteri; Perciformes; Nototheniidae
Gene: bace1
Product: beta-secretase 1
Exons: 9
Coding region: 510-2087 (525 amino acids)
Biological process (GO): amyloid-beta metabolic process; membrane protein ectodomain proteolysis
Cellular component (GO): membrane; trans-Golgi network; endosome
Molecular function (GO): aspartic-type endopeptidase activity
Source: RefSeq, a predicted model, not a curated record
CUGUUCUCAGAUCUGGGGGAUGCAGCGGGUGGAUGGAGGUGGAGGAGGAGGUGAAAGACUAUAGAAGGCGGAUAACUGAAUGUCUCGGAAGGAUGCGGAUUAUUGAAGCUCUCCGGAUUGCCUGUCAACCAACAAUGGUUUUGGUCGUUUGACAUGAGAAUGUGCGGCAACAACGACCUAGGCCUGCGGUUUGUAGAUGCACUGAGCACGGAGCACGGAGCUUGACAUUAUCUGUGACACUGAGCAUUUGCCUUUCUUGACAAAUAGUGAAUUGAUUUCCAACUAUGUUACGUUGUCGAGAUGUUUUCCACACAAUUAAACGGGAAGAAAACCGGAGGACAUAAAGUGACCCUGUGAUUUGUGGUGCAACUGCCAUCAUGGUUUUAGCCGUCGUUUUAGCAUCAUUGCCAGCUGAUCUCUUCUGCCGUGCCGCUGCAGACUGGACGUCAAAGUGAGCGGAGCGUCAGAACCAAAACAUACCGAAAAUACAUCUUUAACCGAGUUUCAGCAUGGAGGGGUCGACGUUACAGCCUCGCUGUUUGACAGGUCUGUUUAUGUGGACGACUUUGUGUCUGCUCAGUCACGUUCAAUCCGUACCGGACGCCUCGGGCCUGCCUCUCGCCAUCCGCGUCCCACUGCGACAAGGCGCUCUCGCUGAGAAGCCAUCGCCGCUGCCACCUGCCGCUGCGUACCGUGAGCACGGCAACGCGGCGAAGCGCAGUGCGCGCAGGCGGAGAGGAGCGGCAGCGAGCAGCAUCACCUUCGUGGACAUGAUUGAUAACCUGCGUGGGAAGUCUGGUCAAGGAUACUACGUGGAGAUGGCUGUUGGCUCUCCUCCGCAAAAGUUGAACAUCCUGGUGGAUACAGGAAGUAGUAACUUUGCUGUGGGGGCUGCUGCUCAUCCCUUCCUGCGCAGAUACUACCAUCGUUCACUCUCCGGCUCGUACCGUGAUCAGGGCAGGAGUGUGUAUGUUCCCUACACGCAGGGUCGCUGGGAGGGGGAGCUGGGAACGGACCUGGUCUCCGUCCCCCACGGCCCCAACGCCACGCUGCGCGCCAACAUCGCUGCCAUCACCCAGUCAGAUCGCUUCUUCAUCAACGGAUCCAACUGGGAGGGAAUCCUGGGACUGGCCUACGCCGACAUAGCCCGGCCUGACGAGACAUUGCUGCCUUUCUUCGACUCUCUAGUUCGGCAGAAUCGUAUUCCCAACCUCUUCUCUCUGCAGUUGUGUGGAGCAGGCUUCUCCCAAAACGACUCCCUGGGUAGCGCUACUGUUGGUGGCAGCAUGAUCAUCGGAGUAGUGGACCCGUCCCUGUACGUGGGAGAGCUUUGGUACACUCCCAUCCGCAGGGAGUGGUACUAUGAGGUCAUCAUCGUGCGCAUUGAGGUGAACGGACAGGAUCUGAACAUGGACUGUAAAGAGUACAACUAUGAUAAGAGCAUCGUGGACAGCGGCACCACUAACCUUCGACUGCCUAGAAAAGUCUUCAAGGCUGCAGUCAAGGCUAUUGAAGCAGCUUCUUCGACCGAGCAGUUUCCCUCUGGGUUCUGGCUGGGGGAGCAGCUGGUUUGUUGGCAGGCUGGAACUACACCCUGGCACAUCUUCCCCGUCAUCUCCCUCUACCUGAUGAGUGAAAACCACAACCAGUCCUUCAGAAUCUCCAUCCUGCCGCAGCAAUACCUGCGGCCAGUGGAGGACGUGGCUUCCGCCGAGGAGGACUGUUACAAGUUUGCCGUGUCCCAGUCCAGCACUGGUACGGUGAUGGGGGCUGUCAUCAUGGAAGGCUUCUAUGUGGUGUUCGACCGAGAAAAUAAACGCAUCGGCUUUGCAGUCAGCACCUGCCAUGUGCAUGAUGAGUUUCGCACAGCCUCUGUGGAGGGCCCAUACCACGGCGUCGACCUCAAGGACUGCGGCUACAACAUCCCUCAGACGGACGAGUCCACUCUCAUGACCAUCGCCUACAUCAUGGCGGGCAUCUGCGCUCUCUUCAUGCUGCCGCUGUGUCUCAUGGUGUGCCAGUGGCGCUUCGCCCGCUGCAUCCACCCACAAGGUGACUUUGCUGACGACAUAUCGCUCCUGAAGUAAAGGGCGAGAAGAAAGACGACAAACGAAGUCGUGCAGACCUACACUUGAAACGCAGGCAAGGGUGGAUUGUGGGGUAAAAGAUGAGCGUUGUUACAGAAUGCUAAGCGUCUUUGGGUUCGAGAAAAGCGCUAUAAAAAUACAAUUUAUUAUUAUUAUUAUUAAUGCUGGUGCUGUUGAAACAGAACUUUGAAGAGGUUUUCAGGAAUCUAAUAUGUAAAGUGUAGAAAAAGGCUGACAUACAGUGAUUGCACAGUGAACAGAUCAAUUGAGGAUAACUAGAGCCAUUACUAACUGGUGGAAAAAGUUGGUGUCGUCAGCAUCAACUUUGCCUGUUUAAGCUACCUAUGCAGAAACAGCUUGGCGAAAUGUGGGUAAAACGAAAUUUAAAAAAUCCUGGUAAAAAUCUUUGUUUUAGUGUUUUAAAAAAAAGACCACAGAGAUGGAUUGGAUUUGUAAUUGUGAGGUCUCUUAACAUUUGAAGAGCUCAAAACUCGGUGAGUUUAGGUAAAAUAAAGACAAAACAGAUUGCAAACAUUGCUUAGUGAAGAAACACAUCCUGGAUAUGAAUACAAGAUUGGAAUCCAGACUUGCUUUGUUAUGGUAUGAUUUGAAAAUGUGAGUGUAUGGUUAUAUGUGUGUGUAUAGAUCUGCUAUUUGUGGCUUAUGAGUGAUUGAAAGUUGAUGCGUGAGCAUGCCUGUAUGUGUGCACGGCUGCACUGAAGGGUAUACACAAAGAUUUAUUAAAAUGAAGAUGAUACUGAAAAUUAAAAUACUACUGCGUAUGAAUAGCUUCUAUAAAAUCACACUAUUUUGCAAUUGCCAGCAAAUAAUUUUGCACUGCAAACUAAGUAAGCAUAAAGAGGUUCAGUUGAUGAAAUAUCAGAUUGUAACCGCAUUUAUUUCAUAAGAUCAGUUUUGCUUGGUGUGAAUCUGAGACUACUGACAAAAUAAGAUGUCACGUUUUCCUCCUAUAUUGAUAGUUUAAAUGUAUCUAUUGUAAAUAAAAUGUAUUGCAUUCCA